CUCAGUAGGAACGGAAGAUACGACCUUGUACUUGGGGACCACUUUUAGGCACGUACCAAUUCCGGAAGUCGGUCGAAUACAGCGCGUUUUCGUUGUGUACAUGCGUAGCUUGCCGUCCGGCGGCACUUUACGCCCAUGCUGACAUAAACUAAGAGUCGUCAUUGUAGCUGUUUUGAGAUGGCCACCACUGAGAAAGAGACCCCAGCUAAGAAGGCUGCAGCGCCUUCUGUGUCCCAGAUAAAUGCUGAAUAUGUCACCCAGCUGGCUAAUAAAUACUGGGCUCCUCAUGCCAAGAAUAAACUUCCCUUUGACCCUAAGGUUAUGGAGGAUGUUUAUGAAAAAGAGAUUCUCAUGUCUAAAUUUGCCAUCAGAAAAAUUAUGCUGCUUGAGUUCAGCCAAUAUCUUGAGAACUACCUUUGGGUGAACUACACUGCGGAGGUAUCAAGCAAUGCCUACCUGAUGUCCAUUUGUUGCAUCGUCAAUGAGAAGUUCAGAGAGAAUGUCCCGGCUUGGGAGGUGUUCAAGAAGGAGCCAAACCAUUUCCCAUUCUUCUUCAAAUGUGUGAUGGAAGCUGUAUUGGCGGGCGAUGAAGCUGGCCUCACACUGAAAGAACAAACCGUUCUUUUGGUCUUCCUGGACCACUGCUUCAACAGUCUGGAGGUAGAUUUGAUCAGAGAGCAGGUGCAGCAGCUCAUCUCUCUGCCUAUGUGGAUGUGCCUCCUACCAUCCAGACUCCAACACGAGCUGAAGAAAGUUCCAAAACUGCAGAAGUUCUGGAAUCUAAUCAAGAAGAAAUUUGAUAAGCUGGAUCCUGAAGCAGCUGAGCAGGCCAAAAAAGAGAGGACCUUUCUCUCAGCUCUCAUUAAAAAGUUUCUUGGAGUUCUGGGAUCAAUUCCGCCAUCAGGGCCUGUAUCCAUGGACAAAGUGCACUACUGCGAGAGAUUCAUUGAGCUCAUGAUUGAUUUGGAGGCCCUGCUGCCCACCAGGCGUUGGUUCAACACCCUGCUGGAUGACUCUCACUUGGUGGUCAGCUGCCACCUGUCCAGCCUCGCCCACAGAGAGAAGGAGGGACACCUCUUCUGCCAGUUGUUGGACAUGCUGAAGUUCUACACAGGUUUUGAGAUCAAUGAUCAGACAGGAAACGCCCUGACAGAGAAGGAGAUGACCACUCUGCACUAUGACAGAAUCACCUCCCUGCAGAGGGCAGCAUUUGCUCAUUUCCCAGAGUUGCAAGACUUCUCUUUGUCCAGUGUAGCAGCAGUAGACACUCGUGAAUCCUUGACCAAACAGUUCGGGCAUCUCAGUCCCAAUACACUCCACCAGGUGGCCUCGUAUCUGUGUCUGCUGCCAGAGCUGCCGGAAGGGCAAGACACCCCCUUUGAGAAGGUGGUUCUCUUGGAGCUGCUGGUGUCGCGUCAUGAACGCAGAAUCUCUCAGAUUGAGCAACUUAACCAGAUGCCCCUUUAUCCAACAGAGAAGAUAAUCUGGGAUGAGAACAUCGUCCCGACAGAGUACUACUCAGGCGAAGGCUGUCUAGCACUACCCAAGCUGAAUCUCCAGUUCCUGACCCUGCACGACUACCUGUUGAGGAACUUCAACCUCUUUCGUCUGGAGUCCACGUAUGAGAUCAGACAGGACAUAGAAGAUGUCGUAUGGCGUAUGAAACCAUGGCAGUCAGAGUACGGUGGGGCCGUUUUUGGAGGCUGGGCCAGGAUGGCUCAGAUAAUCACUGCUUUCUCCAUAGUAGAGGUUGCUAAGCCCAAAAUUGGAGAGAGCUGGCCUGCCCGUGUGCGAGCUGACGUCACUGUUAAUCUCAAUGUGCAAGAUCACAUCAAGCAUGAGUGGGAAGGGCUGCGGAAGCAUGACGUUUGCUUUCUGAUCACGGUGCGGCCCAACCUGCCCUAUGGCACACGUUUCGACCGGCGCCAGCCAUUUGUGGAGCAGACUGGCCUGGUGUACGUGAGAGGCUGCGAGGUGCAGGGUAUGCUGGAUGACAAGGGGCGCGUCAUUGAAGAGGGACCUGACCCGAAGCCCAAGCUGCGAGGAGACGCCAGAACGUUCCGUGUAUGGCUGGAUCCAAACCAGUACCAACAGGACAUGACCAGCAGCAUUCAGAGUAACACCGAAGACCCAUACGAGACGUUCAACAUCAUCAUGAGACGCAAACCCAAGGAGAACAAUUUCAAGGCUGUACUUGAGACCAUCAGAAACCUGAUGAACACAGAGUGUGUUGUCCCUGACUGGCUUCACGACAUUAUCCUUGGCUAUGGCGACCAAGGCAGUGCCCACUACUCCAAAAUGCCUAACCAGAUCUCCACACUCGACUUCAAUGACACCUUUCUGUCUCUGGACCAUUUGCGUUCAUGUUUCCCUGGCUAUACCAUCAAGGUUACAGAGGACAACCCUGAACUGCAAGUCUUCCCCUUCAGAAUUAAGUUUCCCAUCUCAAACAAAGCAGACAAGGGGAAGAAGAGGAAGGCCGAUGAAGAAGUGGAGGACAAAGGGGAAGACAUGACCUUAAUCGUUGAGCCCUAUGUCACCCCAAACCGUGGACCGUAUCCCUACAACCAGCCCAAACGAAAUACAAUUCAAUUCACUCCUACGCAAAUUGAAGCCAUUCGGGCUGGGAUGCAACCAGGACUCACCAUGGUUGUUGGGCCGCCAGGUACCGGAAAGACAGAUGUUGCUGUUCAGAUCAUCUCAAACCUCUAUCACAACUUUCCUGAGCAAAGGACCCUCAUAGUGACACACUCGAAUCAGGCUUUGAACCAGCUGUUUGAAAAGAUCAUGGCUCUAGACAUCGAUGAGCGCCACCUCCUGCGUCUUGGCCACGGAGAAGAGGAGCUGGAGACUGAGAAGGACUUCAGCAGAUACGGCAGGGUAAACUAUGUCCUAGCCAGACGACUAGAGCUCCUCAGAGAGGUGGGGAGGUUACAGGAGAGCUUGGAUGUCCCUGGAGAUGUUUCUUACACCUGUGAGACAGCUGGACACUUCUACCUCUAUCAGGUGAUAUCUCGCUGGGAAGAGUACAUGAGUAAAGUACGGCCCAAACAGGGAAAGGAAGUGGAGGUGGAAGCUGUAGCUGCACACUUUCCCUUCCACAAGUACUUCUCCAACGCCCCCCAGCCCGUGUUCAAGGGCCGCUCAUACGAAGAGGACAUGGACAUCGCAGAGGGCUGCUACCGCCACAUUAAGAAAAUAUUUACCCAGCUGGAGGAAUUUCGGGCCUUUGAACUGCUGAGGAGUGGACUGGACCGCUCCAAGUAUCUGCUUGUCAAGGAAGCCAAAAUCAUUGCAAUGACCUGCACGCAUGCUGCUCUCAAACGUCAUGACCUGGUCGAGCUGGGAUUUAAGUACGACAACAUCCUGAUGGAGGAAGCUGCUCAGAUUCUGGAGAUCGAGACCUUCAUCCCUCUCCUGUUGCAGAACCCAGAGGAUGGCUACAGCAGGCUGAAGCGUUGGAUCAUGAUUGGAGACCACCACCAGUUGCCACCUGUUAUCAAGAACAUGGCCUUCCAGAAGUACUCCAACAUGGAGCAGUCUCUCUUCACCCGAUUUGUGCGCCUGGGAGUACCCACCAUAGAUCUGGAUGCACAAGGCCGUGCACGUGCAAGCUUGUGUAACCUGUACAACUGGCGCUACAAACACCUUGGGAACCUACCUCACGUACAGCAACUGCCUGAAUUUCAGGUGCCCAACCCUGGCCUGACCUUUGACUUCCAGCUAAUUAACGUGGAGGACUUCAAUGGGGUGGGAGAAUCCGAGCCCAACCCUUACUUCUACCAGAACCUGGCAGAGGCAGAGUAUUCCGUGGCUUUGUACAUGUACAUGCGUCUGCUGGGCUACCCUUCUGACCGCAUCAGUAUCCUCACCACCUACAAUGGGCAGAAACACCUGAUCAGAGACGUCAUCAACCAGCGUUGUGCUGGCAACCCCUUCUUUGGUCAGCCUAACAAGGUGACUACGGUGGACAGGUUCCAGGGUCAGCAAAACGACUACAUCAUCCUCUCACUAGUCCGCACCAAAGCCGUGGGACACCUGAGGGAUGUGAGGCGUCUGGUAGUAGCCAUGUCAAGAGCCAGGCUGGGUCUCUACAUCUUUGCCAGGGUUUCGCUGUUCCAGAACUGCUUCGAGCUGACUCCCGCCUUCAACCAGCUCACUGCCAGACCUCUGCAGCUGCACAUCCGACCGCACGAGUACUACAGCCAAGAGCAGCCUAGAGAUGCAUCUGGACAGCCAGACCAAAUCAUCAAGAACAUGCCAGAGAUGGCAAACCUGGUGUACAAUAUGUACAUGCACAUGAUCCAGACCUCCCAGAAGUACAGACAGCAGCAACAGCAGAAAAUGGCUCUGCCUCCACAACAAAGCAAGACAGAUAAGGUGGCCGAGAAAGCGCCUGCCAAUACUGAGGAGCCGCAGGAAGAAACCCCCAUGGAGCAGGAAACCCCAGAAGGAGAGGCAAGUGCGGAGCCAACCUCGGAGGACACCGGCGAAGAGAAAGGAAGUCCAGAUGAAGCCGAACAUGCCAAGAUGCCCGAGCAUCCGGGCAGAGACAGCGACAGUGACGGGGAGGACAGUGGAGGAGAGCAGGAGCAGUAGUGUCCACAUACAGUAUGUCUACUGUCUAAUUAUUAAGGGGACCAAGUGGACCGUCCCUCGAGAACAGAUCUGUGAUGCUGAAUUUGUUCCCAGUGAUAAUGUUUCUCUUUUUCUAGAAAAUGUGAUUUUGUAACCAUCAGUACUUUUUUAUUAAAACAAAUGAAAAUCCCUCA
Molecule: messenger RNA, 4772 nt
Organism: Acanthopagrus latus (yellowfin seabream)
Lineage: Eukaryota; Metazoa; Chordata; Actinopteri; Spariformes; Sparidae
Gene: aqr
Product: aquarius intron-binding spliceosomal factor
Exons: 36
Coding region: 178-4599 (1473 amino acids)
Biological process (GO): mRNA splicing, via spliceosome
Cellular component (GO): catalytic step 2 spliceosome
Molecular function (GO): helicase activity; mRNA binding
Source: RefSeq, a predicted model, not a curated record